Megalops cyprinoides (Indo-Pacific tarpon) is the source of this 4798-nucleotide messenger RNA. It is a transcript of the gene rxrba, whose product is annotated as retinoid x receptor, beta a. The record is from RefSeq and is a predicted model, not a curated record. The coding region runs from base 179 to 1621 and encodes 480 amino acids. Gene Ontology annotation, biological process: anatomical structure development; retinoic acid receptor signaling pathway; response to retinoic acid. Gene Ontology annotation, cellular component: RNA polymerase II transcription regulator complex; nucleus. NCBI's taxonomy places the organism in Eukaryota, Metazoa, Chordata, Actinopteri, Elopiformes, Megalopidae. The transcript has 14 exons. Gene Ontology annotation, molecular function: zinc ion binding; retinoic acid-responsive element binding; nuclear receptor activity.
GGGUCGACGAGGCGAAUACUAGGGAGAGGAAGAUCGUAGGCCUAGUUUCUCAUUUUUUGGUGCUCUGUUCAUUUUGCAGAAAUUUCAUCGUGCAGCUGAUAACGCAGUAAAAACCACGGCAGCUAGUUUAGCCCCUUGCGGGAAUUGAGAACGUCGGAUCUGCUUGGGGACCUCCGCCAUGGGCGACAGCAGAGAUUCGCGCAGCCCAGACAGCUCCUCGGUCUCUUCCCCGCCCUCCGCCCAGCGCUCGCCCCCAUUGGUGCCCUCGGCCGCCGCCAUGACAUCACUGCCACCCAUCACCUCCGCCGUCAACAGCCCCAUCAGCAGCAUGGGCUCGCCCUUCUCCGUCAUCAGCUCCUCACUAGGCUCGCCCUGUGUGCCCGGCACGCCCUCCGUAGGCUACGGCCCCAUCAGCAGCCCACAGAUGAGUGUGUACUCCAGGAGUUCAGAGAUAAACUCCACGGUGUCCAUGUCGGGGCUGCACACCGUCAGCAGUUCGGACGACGUGAAGCCCCCCUUCGGACUGAAGCCUCUGUCGUCCCACAGUCCCGGGCCCAUCGCGUCCCAGAAGCGCCUGUGUGCCAUCUGCGGGGAUCGCUCCUCUGGGAAGCACUAUGGAGUGUACAGCUGUGAAGGCUGUAAGGGCUUCUUUAAGCGCACUGUGAGGAAGGACCUGAGCUACACCUGCAGGGACAACAAGGACUGCCUGGUGGACAAGCGGCAGCGCAACCGCUGCCAGUACUGCCGCUACCAGAAGUGCCUGGCCAUGGGCAUGAAGAGGGAAGUGGUCCAAGAUGAACGACAGAGAUCGGUGCAGGAGGAGCGGCAGAGGAACAAGGAGCGGGACGGGGAGGUGGAGUCCACCAGCGCCGUCAACGAGGAGAUGCCGGUGGAGAAGAUCCUGGAGGCCGAGAUGGCCGUGGAGCAGAAGACGGAGCUGCACGCUGAUGGGAGCUCAGGGGCCAGCUCGCCCAACGAUCCGGUCACCAACAUCUGCCAGGCUGCGGAUAAGCAGCUCUUCACCCUGGUGGAGUGGGCCAAACGCAUCCCGCACUUCUCCGAGCUGGCCCUGGAUGACCAGGUCAUCCUGCUGCGUGCUGGCUGGAACGAGCUCCUGAUCGCCUCCUUCUCGCACCGCUCCAUCACUGUGAAGGACGGUAUCCUGCUGGCCACCGGCCUGCACGUCCACAGGAACAGCGCACACAGCGCUGGCGUGGGAGCCAUCUUCGACAGGGAGAGUGCGCACAGUGCUGAGGUUCGGGCCAUAUUUGACAGAGUGCUCACAGAGCUGGUCAGCAAGAUGAGAGACAUGCAGAUGGACAAGACAGAGCUGGGAUGCUUGAGAGCCAUUAUCCUCUUCAACCCAGACGCCAAAGGCUUAUCGAGCCCCAGCGAGGUGGAGCUUCUGAGGGAGAAGGUGUAUGCAUCCCUGGAGGCCUAUUGCAAACAGAGAUACCCCGAGCAGCAGGGCAGGUUUGCUAAGCUCCUCCUCCGACUUCCAGCCCUGCGUUCCAUUGGCCUGAAGUGCCUGGAGCACCUCUUCUUCUUCAAACUGAUUGGCGACACUCCCAUCGACACGUUCCUCAUGGAGAUGUUGGAGGCCCCCCAUCAGCUCACAUAGAGUGGGCGGGGUCUGGUAUCUGACAGGGUACCGCCCCUACACCACCCCACCGCCUCCACCACCCCACCGCCCCCCCCGACCCCAGUCCUGCACAGUGUCUGCUGGUUUCAGGUCUCCUCCCCCCUCCUCCUCGAUCUCCCAGGUUAAUACAAAGCUCCCACAGACACCUGUGCUGUCAAAACUAUCCGCUUCCUUUUUUAAAUACAUUUGUUACUCAGGAGGUGAUGUUAAAUGCAGCCAUAUGGAUUUUUUUUGUAUAUAUAGAGAAACAGUUGUGUCCCUCACUCACUGAGCAGCUCCCCUUGAGUAAGGACUGUACCUUUGUUUUACCGCUAGAUGGCGAUUAAAAAACAGGCAUGCCGUUAUUCUUGCCUUCAUUACUUUUGAGGCUGCUUGUACAAAGAAGUAGUUUUUGGUGUCUAGACUCCAUAAUCCAUUUUGAGGGGCCGGCCUGGUGAACCAAGUAGAAUGUUGUCAUCACCUUAUGAGUGUGUCAGUGUAACUAGAGCGUUACACAAGCCCACGCCUACUCGCACCAGAGGAGAGGGUAGGGUCCAUAUGUCGGAUGACACCGCUCACUGCUGUGGGGUGAAACACGUCACUGAUUGGCUCGGACGCGUAUCAUGGGGGCGGAUACCCCUUUUCUGCACCCCUUUGAUUGGCUCAGCAGAGCAGUCACUGGUCCUCCCAGUGAUAAUUGGUUUACUUUCAUUGUCUAAAAGAUGGGCCCAGCCUGGGGGGGGGGGCGGUUAAUGUUAACCUAGCUAUUUACUGCACUCAUAAAAUGAGUAGAUGUUGUGUUUGGACACUGAAGUCCAGAGCUGUGCUGUUGUUGGCCACCGGGGCAAGCACCCCUGUCUGUUUGGACCAACCAGAGCAAGAACCGGGGUCCAAUAGGCAAAGCACCACAGCCAUGUUUUGAACGGGGUCCGAAAAGGGGGAAAUUACUAAGCUAAAAUGUGCUCUGUACCCUCAAGCCCUGGACUACAUGUCCCAUCAUUCCCUGUGAGAAACGUUUUGUGGCAGCUCUGCCUGUUAAACAUAGCCCUAGUGUUUUUUUUCCUAUGUGAAGGGUAUGCAUUAUUUUAUAUACCCGCAAGGCUUUUUAGACAUGACCGUCUGUUACAGUCUGAAGAGAUGCCCGUUUGUGCUUUGUGUUUCUGGGCAGACAUUUAUCAAUCCCCACUUUCGCUGACUCUCCAGAUUCUCGCACAUUAAUCGCUAUUCGCUUCUUUCCAGUCGUGUCCGCUUUGUUGACUGGAAACUGCACUACCACGCCAACAGCAGGGCAGAUCCCAAGCAUCUACAGCGGAGAGUUACCAACGUUUCUGAACUCCAGGCCACCGGUGGAAUAUACCACCUUCCUGCCUGGCUCGGGGGUGGGGGGCUAAAACCUGACAGCACCAGGGUUAAGGGUGUCUGUGGAAAACCUGCCGAGAUGAGCAGAGGAAUUCAAGCCCGCUUCAUAGUUUUUUGGAAGCCCAAGGCCAUUGGGCUUAAACCAAUGGGCACACGCAUUGACCACCUCCUUCAGGAUAGGGAUAUGCUGAUCUAUGCAUAUUGUACAGCACGCACACACACACACACACACGCGCAUAUAAACACACUUGAAACCCACGUAAAGAAGGAGGAGCUUAUACGCAGCAGGCCACACACAGCUUACUGAUGGACAGCACUGAGGGGGUACAAUAGUGCAGGGCACACUGAUUUUGGGCAGGAUUAGGGGCCUUCCCAGGCCUAAACUGAGUUGGGCUUUCAUUUUCAGUUGUCCAGAAUUUUGUCAUGGUGGUUUGGUCCAGAUGGACCCAGUCUCCACCCUGUCCAGCAGGUGUGUUUGUGGUACCAUCUUGCUGCUUUGAGACUGAAACCGGACCAAGGCCCGCCCUGGUGACGCUGGUCCAGGGUUGGACCCUUCUGUGAUGGUGCUGGUCGGACAGACAGGGUUUGCAGCGUGGUGCCCCCUGUUGGAGCAUGCUCGGCUUGCGCAGAGCGUGACCGCGGCUGGGCAGCACUGUGAUAAAUGCCCACAAGGCUUUCAGGCCAUCCCAACAUUGGGAUAAGGCUGUUACAGGAGAGGACUCAGACAGGACAGCUUCGCGCAGCCUGUGUGCACUUGCUGCUACCACGCCAAAAGCACCACUGUUCUCUCUGAGCAUGUUGGACUGCUAGGCACCAAAACUGCCCAGGGUGGGGCCACUCUUUGAGUAUCUCCACAACAACAUGUAUCCGUUCACAGUUGCAGCUCUUUGUCCAUAUGGCAUUGCCAAGUUCAGACAACCAACCAAGCAGAGAACACUUACGAACAUUAAAAUACAUACACUGUACACAUUUUGUCUAUAGAUGGAGCAUAUUUUUUAAUGGGUUCCAUAAUACACAGCCAUGCAGUAUCAGAUGUUGAGUAUCAGUACUCAGGUGCUACACAGAAAGUACAGACACGCUGACGGACCCACACAUGUGCCUCUGCCGCACAGACGUGACCCGCACACACCUGGAGCGUACACCACACACUCAUACACCCGGCCCGGUCAGAGUGGGCAGCCACGCAGAUACCCUCGCUGCCCCGGGUCCCCUUUUUCAAUCCAAGCCCAGUGCGUGCUCGUGUGUGAGAUACCAGCUUAACUCUCCCUUUUUCCUGCACAGGCGUUCUUCGUUAGAGGGGUCUGUAGCCAGUCCUCUGUGUAGGGAAGUGAACACUCCUCCUGUAUGUAGUUUAUACAUAGAAUUUAUUGGGUACUGUGCAGACCUAACUGGGUGUUCCGGAAUAUUGUACAUACUGCAUAUUAUUAGGUACAGAUACUAAAAGAAUUCCAGUCGAGCGGUGCAUGUACGUUACAUACAUAGAUGUAUGUAUGUAGGUGAGCGUGUGUGUGUGUGUACAGUCCCUCUUUGUGUUGUAAAUGUUGAACGGAGAAGUGACGACCCGCUUACGAUUGGUCGGCGUGAGCUGUACCGACUGCAGGUUCCGGAACAGAAUGCAGGCAGUGCUGAGCAGGAUUGCAGGUUUUUUCUUUUUUCUUUCCUUUAUUUUUUUUUCAUUUUUUUUAAAUGAUCAACGAGCUUUCCACCUGAUUUCUUGCUCAGAGGCAGGUUUAUACCACUCUGCCGGCAGUGUUGACUUUUGGCUUCCUUUGUUUGAAUGUGCUUGACACCGCCCUUCCAAAAAAAAAAAAAAAAAAA